Molecule: messenger RNA, 748 nt
Organism: Symbiodinium pilosum
Lineage: Eukaryota; Dinophyceae; Suessiales; Symbiodiniaceae
Source: the annotation of a GenBank genome assembly
GAGCCCGGACGGAGUGCAAGCCAGGGACUUUCAGACCUUGCCUGUGGCCUUCCAGUCCCUGCUCUCGGUCGCUGUCAAGGUAUACAGCGCGAACAGCUUUGAGGAGAUCUCUACGGCCUCGGAGCCACUUCUGGCGUGGUUUGUGCUGGGCUUCGCCGGCUUUUGGCACGUUUUCCUCAUGAACUUGAUGGUUGCGCAGCUCUGCCAACGCUUCGGCGCCACCUUCAAAGAUGCCCUGGGCUACGCACGCCUGAAGAGGGGGAGCAACAUCUUCGACACUGCCAUGUCACUCAUCUCGGACAACCGAUGGCGCAAAUUCAUCCGAAGCCUCAACCUGGACGAGCCCUGUCCCAUGGAUGCAGCAGACCCGGGGCCCAAGGGCGGUCUUCCCACGAUGGAAGUGUUUGAUGGCUCCAGUGGCCUUCCUGUGCAGCGAUUCGGAGGCCUCGCCUCCCCAAACGAGCCAUGGCCCGACCAGAAAGAUAGCGAGGACACAGACUUUGGCCGUUUCGAGAAGAUGGCUGGCAAACGCUUUGAUGACUUGGAGCGACUGGUGGACGACAUAGCGGAGAAGCUUGGAGGCCGCCGGGCGGGGCUAAGGACCUCCGUGCGCUCCUCGCCACGGAGCUCCGUGGCAACCUUGGAGGACUUCAUGACCCAGAAGCGGUCCUCAUUACGCCAGGCAGUUGCAACCACUGACUCCGAGAACGAAGAAGCUGUCGCCAUCGACGCCUUGCAAGCAGCAUGA